Messenger RNA from Paramecium sonneborni, 1623 nucleotides. Lineage: Eukaryota; Ciliophora; Oligohymenophorea; Peniculida; Parameciidae. The record is from the annotation of a GenBank genome assembly.
AACAAAAUGAACAUCAGAUAACCACUAUAAUCUUUUAAUUCAAUCGAAAGAAACCCUGAGAAAGGAUGUAAAUCUAUAUCAGAAAUUGAGACAUUCCUUAAAGAAAUAGAUAGAUUGUAAGGAGAGAAUCAAAAGUUGAAAGAUCGUCUUAAAUAAUAGCCAUCAAUAACAAUGACUAUGGAAAACUAGAAAGUUCUUGCUGAGAACUAAGACCUAAAAGUAAUUUAUCAACAAUUAAUUGUUAGAAUCAAUUAGAGUUACUGUAACAUAAAAAUGAGGUAUAAGAGAAGACUCAUUUAGAUGCCAUAAGACAAUUAGAUAUAAAUUGGAAAUAAGAUGUAGCUACUUUAAAAUUUUAAUUGGAACAAUAGGAGAUCAAUCAUAGAUAAAGUUUAAGAUAGGAAACUAUGUAAUACAAAUCAGAAAUAGCAAAGUUGUAAUAAAAUCUAUCUAAGAUAUCAAGUGUUGAAAAUAACAAUUAGAAUUUAGUCUAAGUAUUGGUAACAAUUAUGAUUUAUAAAUUAGGAAAAUGAAUUGAUUCAAGUUAAGUAAAUUAAUAAUAAUUUAGAAGAGAAGUUAGAAUAAGCAAUUUCUUAAUUUGAUCUCUAAUCAAAAGACUAAGAAUUUACUCUGAUGAAAUAAUAAACAAUAAUAAAUUCUUAGGAAUAAUAUCUGAAUGAAUUAAAAUCAAAGCUUUAACUCUAAAAAGAUUAAAAUCUUGAUUUACUAUAAUCAGUAAAGAAAUUGAAAGAUGUAGCUGAUAAUAAGACUACUUAGGCUUCUAGUCUUAAUAGUAGAGUAAAAGAAUUAGAGAGUGAUUUUAGACAUGUCAGUAAUACUUAUUAGGAACAUAAAGUUUAAUUGUAAUAAAGAGUAGAUGAAUUAAUUUAAUAAACUGGAAAAUAAGCUGAAUAAAUAUGUUUACUUCAAACUUAAUUAUAAAGAGACUAAGAAUUAAUUAAGAGAUUGUAAGUGAAUAUAGAAAAUGAACAAAAGAAUAAAGAUAUGGAAGUGAGAGAGAUUUAAGAAUCAAAGGCUAAAUUAAUUCAAUUUUUAUAAUAAGAAUUGCUUUAAUAGAAGGAGUAGAAUCAUCAAUUGAGAAGUGACAAUCAGUCUUUAGAUAAACAAUUAAAUGAAUUGAAAUAAUUCUAUCAAUAUAAUUUCCGAGAAUUGGAAUGUAAAACUAAUAUGUUAGAAGGAGAAUGUAAUAGAUUGAAUAACAUUAUUGCUGAUAAAGAUGAAGAAAUUGUAGCUAUUGAAAUGUAGAUGAAAAAUACUUUUAAUUCUUAAGAAAGAGAAGACGAAAAGAUUCAUGAAGUCAUUUAAAUUAAAGAAUAGGAAAUUAAUUUAUUAAAGUAAUAAAAUGAAAGUUUGAUUAAUGAUUUAUCAAGAUAAGCUGAUAAUUACAGACAUCUAGCUCUAUAACACAAAUAAUAUUAGAAGUUUGCUGAGGAAGUCAAAUUAAACAAUAUAACUAUUAAUGAAUUACAAAGUAAAUGCGAAUUAUAAGAUAAGGAAAUUGAAAGAUUAAGAAUGAAAAUUCUAGAAAAGUCAUAAUAACUUGAAAAAGUUCAAAAAGAUAAUCUAGAUUAUUAAGCAAAACUCAAAUCCAGAUUGAAAUGA